GUGCAUUGCCAUGGAGGCCCUGGACCAAUUGCUCAUGGCCUGCCAUUGCCAGAGCAUCAACCUCUUUGUGGAGAGUUUCCUCAAAAUGGUGGCCAAGCUGCUGGAGUCGGAGAAGCCCAACCUGCAGAUCCUUGGCACCAACUCGUUUGUGAAAUUUGCCAACAUCGAAGAGGACACCCCAUCCUAUCACCGGAGCUAUGACUUCUUUGUGUCCCGCUUCAGUGAAAUGUGCCACUCCAGCCACGAUGACAUGGAAAUCAAGACCAAAAUCAGAAUGUCAGGCAUCAAAGGUCUGCAAGGGGUGGUGAGGAAGACGGUGAAUGAUGAAUUGCAAGCCAAUAUCUGGGACCCACAGCACAUGGACAAAAUUGUCCCGUCGCUGCUUUUCAAUCUGCAGCACAUAGAGGAGGCAGAGAGCCGCUCUCCCUCGCCCCUCCAAGCACCAGAGAAGGAGAAAGAGAACCCAGCAGAGCUGGCUGAGAGGUGCCUUCGGGAACUGCUGGGCCGGGCCGCCUUUGGCAACAUCAAAAAUGCCAUCAAGCCUGUUCUCAUCCACCUGGAUAACCAUUCUCUUUGGGAACCCAAGGUGUUCGCCAUCCGUUGCUUUAAAAUCAUCAUGUACUCAAUUCAGCCGCAGCACUCCCACCUGGUUAUCCAGCAGCUCCUGAGCCACCUGGAUGCCAAUAGCCGCAGCGCGGCCACGGUGCGCGCGGGCAUCGUAGAGGUCCUGUCGGAAGCUGCGGUCAUUGCCGCCACCGGCUCUGUCGGGCCCACGGUGCUGGAGAUGUUCAACACUCUGCUGAGGCAGCUGCGGCUCAGCAUCGACUACGCCCUGACCGGGAGCUACGACGGGGCCAUCAGCCUGGGCACCAAGAUCAUCAAGGAGCACGAAGAGCGCAUGUUCCAGGAGGCUGUCAUCAAGACCAUAGGCUCCUUUGCCAGCACGUUGCCCACUUACCAGCGCUCCGAGGUGAUCCUCUUCAUCAUGAGCAAGGUGCCACUGCCUUCCCUGCAUCAUCCCAUGGAGACAGGCAGGACGGGAGAGAACAGGAACCGGCUGACCCAGAUUAUGCUGCUGAAAUCCCUCCUUCAGGUAUCCACAGGUUUCCAUUGCAACAACAUGAUGUCAGCCCUGCCCAGCAACUUCCUGGACCGCCUUCUCUCCACCGCCCUCAUGGAGGACGCAGAGAUCCGCCUCUUUGUUCUAGAGAUUCUCAUCAGUUUCAUCGAUCGUCAUGGCAACCGCCACAAGUUCUCUACCAUCAGUACCCUCAGUGACAUCUCUGUCCUGAAGCUGAAAGUGGACAAGUGCUCCCGACAGGACACCGUCUUCAUGAAGAAGCACUCCCAGCAGCUCUACAGACACAUCUACCUGAGCUGUAAGGAGGAGACGAACAUACAGAGGCACUACGAGGCGCUCUACAGCUUGCUGGCGCUCGUCAGCAUUGAGCUAGCCAAUGAGGAGGUGGUGGUGGACCUCAUCCGCCUGGUGCUGGCUGUUCAGGACGUGGCCCAGGUCAAUGAAGAGAACCUGCCUGUGUACAACCGAUGUGCCCUGUAUGCGCUGGGCGCAGCCUACCUGAACCUCAUCAGCCAGCUCACAGCAGUCCCUGCCUUCUGCCAGCACACCCAUGAGGUGAUAGAGACCAGGAAGAAGGAGGCUCCAUACAUGCUUCCUGAGGAUGUGUUUGUGGAGAGGCCCAGGUUGUCCCAGAAUCUUGACGGAGUAGUGAUUGAGCUCCUCUUCCGCCAGAGCAAGAUCAGCGAAGUCCUGGGGGGCAGCGGCUACAAUUCUGACAGGCUCUGCCUGCCCUACAUCCCUCAGCUGACAGACGAGGAUCGCUUAUCCAAGAGGAAGAGUAUUGGAGAAACCAUUUCCCUGCAGGUGGAGGUAGAAUCUAGGAACAGCCCAGAGAAGGAGGAGCGAGUGCCUGCUGAGGAGAUCACCUAUGAGACGCUAAAGAAGGCCAUUGUGGACAGCGUGGCAGUCGAGGAGCAGGAACGUGAACGGCGGCGACAGGUGGUGGAGAAGUUCCAGAAGGCACCCUUUGAGGAGAUCGCGGCACACUGUGGGGCCCGGGCAUCGCUGCUGCAGAGCAAACUCAAUCAGAUCUUCGAAAUCACCAUCCGGCCCCCUCCAAGCCCAUCGGGCACCAUCACCGCAGCCUAUGGCCAGCCUCAGAACCACUCCAUCCCUGUCUACGAGAUGAAGUUUCCCGAUCUGUGCGUAUACUGAAUUCCAGAAGACAGAGCGCCUCGGAGGGGUGGGGCCUGAGGGAGGGGCUCGCCCUCACAACCCACCCCCGUGGCAUGGAAAUCGAACUGGGGUCUCAGAGAAAAAGCACCUCCCCAGCUACGCAAGGCGGAGCCUCGGGCCCCUCUCAGCCCUCCCACUUCCUCCAUGUCUUCCCUGAGGGAGGUCGGCGUCCUGCCCCUCUGGGGCCAAUAAGCAUCUCACCCAC
Odobenus rosmarus divergens (Pacific walrus) is the source of this 2462-nucleotide messenger RNA. RefSeq names its product EFR3 homolog B (S. cerevisiae) (gene EFR3B). The transcript has 20 exons. Gene Ontology annotation, biological process: protein localization to plasma membrane. Gene Ontology annotation, cellular component: plasma membrane. NCBI's taxonomy places the organism in Eukaryota, Metazoa, Chordata, Mammalia, Carnivora, Odobenidae. The record is from RefSeq and is a predicted model, not a curated record. Bases 11 to 2236 code for a protein of 741 amino acids.